GAAAUUGUUCCAUGUCAGGUGUUGUAGCUCGGGGACUUGAAGAACGAGGUGUGUGCAAAGAAUUUUGAAGGGCAAUUUAGUUGAACAACAAGAAGAGAAGCAAAGUAUAACAGACCACGCUCCAGUUCAGUCACGGUCAGUCUCUGCUCUCAACUGCUGCCAUGGCAGCCGCAUCCGACAGCACCCACCCACCUCCCGACCUCGACGUGGAUGACGACGAUGAAGAAUUCGACGACGACGACGACGACGAUCUGGAUGACGAAGCCGACGACAGCGAACCCUCGGCGUCCUCAUCCGAGGCGGCUCGCCUGGAGGCCGUGCUCCGGCGGCUCACCGCGGACGAGGUCCGGAUCCGGGUGCACCAGGUCACGAUCCGGGGCUGCGCGCGCACGCGCCGCGCCGCGGUGGAGGCGGCGGUCGGCCCGGACCUCAGGCGCGCCGCCACCGUGCGGGACCUCGUGCGCGCCGCCGCCGCGGCCGGCGACCGGCUCCGUCGCCUCGGCGCCUUCGACACUGUCUCGAUCACCCUCGACGCGGCGCCGCCUGGGAUCCCCGGUAGCGCCGUCGUCGUCGUCGUUGACGUCGCAGAGGCCCGCGGUCGCGCUGCCGGUGAUUUCGGCGUCUUCGCCAACACACAGACUAGAUCAUGCUCACUUGAAGGUUCAGUGAAGUUGAUUAACCUAUUUGGAUUCUGUGAGACCUGGGAUGCAUCAGGUGCCCUUGAAUUAGAUAAGACAGCAGAACUAAGUGCUGGAGUCCAAAUGCCUAGAAUCGGAGCAAUACCAACUCCGCUGUUGGCUAGAAUAUCAUUUCUGUCUGAUGACUGGUUAAAGUCCUCACUCAAAGAACACCUGAUGGGCGUUUCUGUUGGCUUGCUCUCCACCAUGAACCACAACCUUGCGUACAACAUGACAUGGAGAAAAUUAACUGAUCCAACACGGAUGUCAUCCAAUUCAGUACAAGAGGAAUUAGGACAUAGCCUUCUGUCCUCUAUUAAGUACGCAUACAAGGUUGACCAAAGGGACUCAAGCAUAAGACCUACACGUGGAUAUGCGUUCCUGUCGUCUUCUCUAGUUGGAGGCCUUGCACCAGGGAGCAAAUAUUCACGAUUUCUUAGGCAGGAAUUUGAUCUUCGAGUGGCUUUGCCUCUGGGUGUGCUGAAUGGCGCUCUCAAUGCCGGAGUGGCUGCGGGAGUCAUCCAUCCGUUGGAAAGGGGAUCCACAGGAACUGUCUCACCACUUUCAGAAAGAUUUUACUUGGGUGGUAAUAGGCCUCUUGUAUGCCGCUUGGGUGGACCAUCUUCAUUAUUAGGCUUCAAAACAAGAGGACUGGGGGCAACAGAAUUCAGAGCACAUGACCCCAAUAAUUCUGACAAUGGCACUUCCACUUCUCCUGAGCUAAAUGGUCUUGGAGGUGACUUAGCAGUGACAGCCUUUGCUGACCUGUCAUUUGAUCUGCCUCUGAAGCCGCUCAGGGAUCUAGGAAUUCAUGGCCAUGCUUUUGUCUGUGCUGGAAAUCUUGUUAAAUUAACGGACUAUGAUCUUCGGAAGUUCCCUGUUACUGAUUUCCUACAAACAUUCAGAAGUUCAGCAGGAUUCGGCGUUGUUCUGCCAACCAGACUGUUUCGCAUAGAGAUGAAUUACUGCUACAUCCUAAAACAGCUUGAUCAUGACAGGGGGAAGUCAGGCAUACAGUUUAACUUCUCAUCGCCCUAAUUUCUCUCACAGCAUUAUCUAUUUAAAUUGAGUAUUCCUAUUCUCCCCUCACUAUGAUCUUCUCAUGGAGGAGCCUGCGUACAACUGCCACAUGUAAAAAGAAAGCCUCUCAUGCUGUAACGUUUAAGUGAUAAUUUUUUUGUACCAGGACAUGGGUUUAAAUGCUGUGACUUGUAAUUGUAAUGCACAAAAGCAAAAGGAAAGCAAUUGAGGUUGGGGAUUUAAGUUUUCAAUGCUGAUGCGAAUGUUUUGGACUGGAAAUGAUGGAACAGUGUUGUCCAGAGAUCUGCUUGAACAAGCCAACAGUAGCCAGAUAUAAACGAUUGUUGGCAAGCUGCACAGUGUUGGCCAUUUCUGGGACUGUAUUGUGUAGAAAAAGUAGGAACAGAUGGCUCAAAUCCUGAAAUGUGUACUAAAAUUCUCUCCGUCUACCUCUAGUUUUAAAGUGUGAGAAGGGAUCGUACUUGCGAAUUGUGGCUAUGCUAAGCAAAGAUGAACAACUUUUCCCGUCAUGAUUUGUUGCCAAUUGGAUAUGGUGCCGACAUGGACGCUUGAGCAUGGGCAAUGAGAUUUGUAUGUUUAGUAACUAGUCAUAAUUGGAUAUUGUGCCGACAUGAUUAUUUGUUGCCAAUUUUGGCUAUAUAUUGUUCACUAACA
Messenger RNA from Sorghum bicolor (sorghum), 2372 nucleotides. RefSeq lists its product as uncharacterized. Lineage: Eukaryota; Viridiplantae; Streptophyta; Magnoliopsida; Poales; Poaceae. The record is from RefSeq and is a predicted model, not a curated record. Gene Ontology annotation, cellular component: SAM complex; outer membrane. The transcript has 5 exons. Bases 162 to 1715 code for a protein of 517 amino acids. Gene Ontology annotation, biological process: protein insertion into mitochondrial outer membrane.